Molecule: messenger RNA, 6237 nt
Organism: Macrobrachium nipponense
Lineage: Eukaryota; Metazoa; Arthropoda; Malacostraca; Decapoda; Palaemonidae
Product: F-box/LRR-repeat protein 7-like
Exons: 8
Coding region: 2526-4409 (627 amino acids)
Biological process (GO): SCF-dependent proteasomal ubiquitin-dependent protein catabolic process
Cellular component (GO): SCF ubiquitin ligase complex
Molecular function (GO): protein binding
Source: RefSeq, a predicted model, not a curated record
AGACGCAAUGGAGGCUGGGCAUGGCAGCCACCAGGCUCGUCCCAAGCCGCAGUGGUGGAGGAGGUAGUAAUACUUACUGUCUGGUGAGUGGGAGCAGGGAGUUGGUGGUGCAUGCGUGGUGCCCAGAGAAACUUCAAAUUUCGAGAUUGCAUUUUGCACGGCGUGCCUUCCUCGACGGAGUGUGGAUCCCCCGCCAUCAUUCGGGCACGCGAAAGGCCACGGAGCAAGGGAGCGGCGUCGGGGGCGGCGGGAGUGAGGCAAAUCGUGGACGUUGUUGUGAGAGCAAUGGGAAGCGAAGAAGAUGCGAAGGAGGCAGUUGUUCGGUUUAGGGGAGGCCAGAUGAGAGAGCGAGAAGACGAGGUACUUUAAUGAAAUAUGCGCCCGGGGCCUUGUGUGUGUGCGUGUGUGUGAGUGUGUGUGCGCCAGCGAGCGAGCGAGCUCUCCUGCCAGUGAAGGAGUCCCACCGCAUCAUCUCGACAUUGCUUUGUUUCUUGUUCAAGUUUCGAUGAUAAAGUCGCGCGUGUGUGUGUGUCUGUCUGUGCGCGUGUGUGCGCAAGUACGCGUAAGACAAAUUCCUUCGUCUGAUUAGAUUCGCCGAUUAUUACCCUUCACGUCAAAAUCUCGAGUUCUGCUGACAGCUAGCUAGCUAGCUAGCCAGCCCUAGCUAGCCAUAGUGGCAUUAGAAAAAAAAAAAAUUGUGAGGGAUUUUGUAAAGUCUGAAAGCCUUUUUUUCCUCUCUCGGUUUUUUUGUGGAAGAAGGAAAAAAUGAGGGAGAGAGAGAGAGAGAGAAGGGUAUGAUGCGAAGUGCAGUGGUGGUUAUGUGAAAAGCAGCAACGACACAGGUAUGUGUUGACCGACCGCUGCGGGAUUAUAUUCGAAGGGGUACGACUACUACUACUACUACUACUACUACUACUAAGAAGAAGGCUGGUCGGAAAAUUGCCUCCAUACCUGUCAAACUCCGCCUCAACAACAAGCCGAGAGCGCCGUCUCUUCGUCGUCGCUGUGGUCCUUCAGAAGUGACGCGACAGUCGGGUGUCGGUAUCUUGUCAAAAGGGUGCUCUUCAUUCCCUUAUGAGGAGGAAGAGGCACAGUAAUACAUUAAAUAAACAAGCAAAACAACAUUGCAAGAGCAAGAGAGAGAGAGACAGAUACAGAGACACAGAGAGAGAGAGAGCAAGAGCGGGGAGACAGGACACCCAACAUUCCUUCGUAAUUACAUCUUCGGAGAAGUCUAAAGGUGAAGACGUCGUGAAGGAUAUUCGCGCCUUACAUACCAAUCGCAUUCACUGAAGAACGGUGAAUUCCGGAAUGUGUCCGUUUGUCCCAAGCGAGUGAUACCGAGUGUUCGUGUUUGAAGUCCCAAGUGGGAUCGUCUGGGAGAUCGUUGUCACUGGAAAUUCCUCUGUGCUUAUCACUGUUCCUCCUCGUGGUUUCGCUCAGCACGCUUUUUGAGUAACAGUGCCAAUUCAGUGCCAAGUCAGUGCCGGAGUUUGUGCUAUUUAUGGUGCUAUUAUUGUUGUGACAGUAAAUUGGCUCUCCUUCAUUCGCUUUGAAGGUUUUUGAAAAUUGCUUCUUCCUUUUUUUUUUAAAGUAACUAGAUUCUUAGCUUUGAAAUUAACAAGUGAAAAAUAAAAUAAACUACAGAUAUUCUUUCAUCAAAUAGGUGACAAAUUAAUCUUGAUGUAGAAAGUAGAGGCCAGAUUAGAAGUAUAUUGAAAAGGGGCCUGUGAUUGCAAAAUUAUUAUUGCGAUUUGCCAUCCAACUAAAUCAAACUAAAUCACCCCUUUAGUGGAAUAAAAGUCUUGAUAGAAAGGAAAAAGAUAAUGAUGAAGUGACGUAGCUGCGUUCCAACUAUAAAACGAAACUGGUUUGAAAAAGCCUUUUCAGAAGAGUAGAAAAUUAUGCAGUUCCAUAGCCUUUUGUCAAGCGAUCAAAACUGUGGUUGUUUCUUCCAAGACACGGGGUAAGGUCUUGAGAGGUUAGCCAAAGAAGGUCUAUAGGAAGUAUAUAGGCCUUAAAGAAGCUUUGUUACUAUUUGUGAGGAGACUAUUGCCCUUUUCUAACUCGACGUUUACCGAUCUCAUUUCCGCUAAAAAAAAUGAUCGCUGAUUUGUUUAAGUUCACUUGAAUAACAAAGGUGUUCGGAGAAGGAUAGAUAUUGUUCGUGCACACACGCCUUUGAUUAUCACUUCCCUGGAAGAGCAGUUUCGUUUGUUUUAAUUUCUCUACUGGGCUGAAAUAGAAUUCUAUCCAGGAUGAAGGUCAUCACUGAAUACGGCUUUUUGCUCCACCGUUAUGUUGUCGUGGCGUGAAAGCUCCUCUUCUUCUUGCCCACUGUAAAUAGGAAGUGAAACCGUCUGUAUUAAGUAGCAGGAGGAGAGUGCUUUGUGCUGUCGUCGCGAGUGAUGAGGUAAAGUGUCGCACAGACUUUUACAGAAGGUGUACAUAGUGUACAUGGUUUGUGCAGUUGUUGUUCAAGGGGAAAAGCGACCCAGGUCCCCACUCCUCCAAGACACAGCAAAAUGGGGCAAAGCUACGGCCGCCAUAACGACUCUGAAAGAAAAACAAAUUCGAGUUUCUCGCACGAUUCCGAUAUUAGUCUGAGUACACACAGCGCCGAUUUCUCGCUGACGCCACCUCGCUCCAGGAAGGCAGUCUCAUUCCAAGGUACGCUUGGAGUGUCGACUUUCCACGACGGGUCAUCUUGCUGUGAAGACGUGAGUGAGGGUGGGUGUGAGGACGGUGACAGUGAGGGCGUGGGCGAGGCUCCCUCUGUCUGCCACACCCCCAGCGACCCUCCACCUCCGCCACCCUUCAGCCCGCCCCCGCCACGCCCACAAGCCAUGGAGGGCCAUGCAGCUUCUGCCACGAAGCUCGGCCGCAUGUCCCCCUCCGUGUACGUUGGCGGUGGUACCUUAGGCCGAGUCAGUCCGGGCCACGACUUGGGCUACCACACCCUCGUCACCAGACAGACGCCCACGCCUACGAGAGACCGGAACACGCCCACGAGAGAUCGCACGACGCCGUCGCCCUGGUCGGACGUGAGAGCCUCUCCGUUUCCCGCCCUCGAUCUCUCCGCCCUCUCGUCUUGUCCCCGGUCUUCGCCGAGACCGCAGCUUCCGCAGGUACCGCCCCAACAGCAGCAGCAGCAGCAGCAACAGCAGCAGACGACGACGCCACAGCAGCACCAGCACCAGCAGCAGCAGCAGUCGAUCGAGACGACGGACCAGCUGCUGGCGACGUACAAAGGGAAGCGGUUAGCGAGGUCCUCGCCCUUCGACAAGCUGAGCGACGAGUUAGUUGUAAGGAUAUUGUCGUUCCUGCCGACGAACUCCGUGUGUCAGUGCGCGAGGGUCUGCCGGAGGUGGUACGUGUUGGCGUGGGACCCCAGACUGUGGUCCACUAUCUCCCUAGCUAGUGACGGGAUCCACGCCGACAGGGCCAUCAAACAGAUCACCAGGCUUUUGGCGAGAGAUUCGGGCGGCUGUGUGCACGUCGAGAAGGUGAUCCUCAACAGCUGUUCGAGGCUGACAGACAGAGGCCUUUCGCUGAUAGGUCGUCGUUGCCCCGAGUUACGACACCUGGAAAUCAAAGGCUGCAUCAAUGUCACCAACAUUGGCAUUUUCGAACUUGUCACACAGUGCGUCAAUUUGGAACAUCUUGAUGUCACGGGCUGCCAUCAGAUCACUUGCAUUCACUUAACGCAGCAGGGUGCCAUGGAACCGGAGCCAAUGCAUUCCCGUCAGCUUUACCUGCAGUAUCUUGACAUGACUGAUUGUUACGCCUUGGAAGACCAGGGCUUGAAAGUUAUAGUGAAGAACUGCCCACAACUCCUUCACCUCUACCUCAGGAGAUGUCACAAUAUAACUGAUACUGGUGUAAAACAUAUAGCCAGCUACUGCCUAAUGUUACGGGAGGUCAGUGUUUCAGAUUGUGUGCAGAUUACUGACUUUGGGAUGUACGAGUUAGCAAAAUUAGGUCCUAACCUAAGAUAUUUAAGUGUAGCAAAAUGUGAUCAAAUAAGUGAUGCCGGUAUAAAACAAAUAGCUCGUCAUUGCUAUAAACUACGUUACCUCAAUGUGCGGGGUUGUGAGGCUGUGAGUGAUGACUCGAUGGAAAUGGUUGCAAGAUCGUGCCCAAGAUUAAGAGCUUUAGACAUAGGCAAGUGUGACGUUACAGAUAACGGAAUGAAACUUAUAUCCGAACAUUGUCCAAACCUCAAAAAAUUAUCUGUGAAAUCGUGUGAUAUGAUUACAGAUUGUGGUGUUCAAUACAUAGCAUAUUAUUGUCGGGGUCUUCAGCAACUUAACAUUCAGGACUGCCAAGUGACUAUUGAAGGCUACAGAACAGUUAAGAAAUAUUGCAGGCGCUGUAUUAUAGAACACACUAACCCUGGCUUCUUUUAGCAAGUACAGUGAUAUCUGUCAUCUUGUCUCCGUUAUCCUGUGUUGUGCCAGUGACUACAAUAACAACGACAAAAUUCAUCCCAGUGCCAAAUAAUGAGCCUAUGUAUCUUCGGUGCCAACAAGGACAAGUCCUGGGUAUUGCAGUGGGUCAUAUGCCACCACAAGAUACAUGCAGCCUAUGGCAACUAAAGUACCUACUCACCAGUGCCAAUUUCAGUGCCAAAAUGGUGAGGCAACUUUCUCGUGCAGCAAUGCAUCAAAUUACUCACUCCUCCAUGUACCAAAGUAAUGCUACAGUCGUGCUAAACUUAGCACGGGUGCUAAACUUAGCACGGAAUGCUGCUUUGUAGUUUGUACCUUUCUUUUGCUGUAGUGCCAGUCCUGUUUCUCUGUGUAUCUCCAUGUAAUUUCUUGUGAUUUUUAGAAGAAAAAUUACUCAAUAACACUUUUUUUUGCCGUAUUUAAGGAAAUAAUAGACAUUUGAUGGCAUAACUUUUGUCAUAAUAUUGGGACAUAACUGGUAUGCCUGUGAACUUUAUUUCUAAAAGUGCUGCUCUUUAAAUGAAAAAAAAAAUCAGCCAUCAGUUCAUGUUAUUUUUUUUUUGUUGUACCUGUGAGUCUGGUAGGGGCAGCAGGUUGCUAGUGUAUACUGACAGUUGGUGGUGAGAACUUCAUCACUAGAAGUGUCACAUGGCAGUGCUACCCCACAGAGAGCUAUGGUGUUCUUAAAAGAAUAUAUAUAUAUAUAUUAGUGCAAUUUUGUUUAGACUGACAAGUCACCCUGAAAAUUAAGUCCGUCCCCUAUAGCAUCAAUGCUAAGGUUAGAAGUCUAAGUUUUCUUUAAUUUGCUUUAACUAUUGGGAAAUAUAUUUUGCAUAGUUUUUCUAAAUUGUUGAAGACUAAACAAAGUUGUUGACCAUUGUACUUGUGAUUGCGUGUGUGUAAAUGCGUUUGUAAGUAUGGCCUAGACACCAGAACAUCGUUAGAACCAAAUCAGUGUAAGUACUAUUUAAUGAUCGCUCACUUUAAAUAUUGUACUACCGUGGGAAAUGUUAACAAAAUCACGUUGUCGGCCUUUUUUAGAUAUAUAUACUAUUAACAUUUUUGUUACCAGCAAUGUGUAUAGUUGAAAAUUCAUGUACUUCAUAGCAUAUUUUACCUUGCUUGUGAGCCAAGUUUUAUAUGCUAGAUAAAUAUGUUCAGGAACAAUAAGAAAAUUCACUAAGCAUCUCUUGAUUUUAAUAUUUUUGGACGACAAUGACCUUUGCAUUCUCAAGUUUUCUCUUUUAAGUGAUCAAAACUCAGGGGUUUUGACCCAAAAUUAAUUAUGUUCCAUCUGACAGUAUAUAUGCAAGCCACAGCUAGUAAGUACUACUGAGGAGCUACAUAAGAAAGUAUUAACUGACUUUACUUGUGGUACUAUACACUAAAACAUUAUUCUCAUGAGUUUCCAGUGCCAGAUAAAUUUUUUAGACCUCAGAAAUUAGUAUUGCCGUAAACAAUCUUUACUGCUGUUUUACUUAAAAUUUGUAUUUCCAUUUUUACAGUUACCUGUAUGUUUUAUAUCAUAAAAAUAUCUCUUGAGAAAUAGAAUAUCACAUUCGUAGUUAUCAAAUGAAAAAGUGUUAAAGUGAAUUAAGGUAUAUUCCAUCACAAGGAUCACAUCUGAAUUGUGUCUGUGAUUUUUGGACAUUACUUCAGUUAUACUCUGCGCGGUAACCAAGCAAUGUUGCCAGUGUUGGUAAUAUGUGUACAGGCAGUCCCAUGGUUACGACGGGGGUUCCGUUCUUGAGACGCGUUGUAACCCGAAAAUCAUCGUAAGCCGGAA